Verticillium alfalfae VaMs.102 is the source of this 1488-nucleotide messenger RNA. RefSeq names its product aminopeptidase Y. Lineage: Eukaryota; Fungi; Ascomycota; Sordariomycetes; Glomerellales; Plectosphaerellaceae. Bases 1 to 1488 code for a protein of 495 amino acids. Gene Ontology annotation, biological process: proteolysis. The record is from RefSeq and is a predicted model, not a curated record. Gene Ontology annotation, molecular function: metalloexopeptidase activity; aminopeptidase activity. The transcript is spliced from 3 exons.
AUGAGGACCUCUACCGCAUCUCUGGCCCUGGCCCUGCCCGCGCUUGCCAGCGCGGCCAAGUGCAAGCCGUAUGUCUCGAGCGAAGCCCUGCAGGAGCUGGUCAAGAUCGAGGACCUCAUGGCCGGCUCCCAGGCGCUCCAGGACCAGGCCGACGCGCAUGGCGGCAACCGUGCCUUUGGCAGCGGCGGCCACAACGCCACCGUCGACUACCUGUACGAGACGCUCACCAAGCUCGACUACUACGACGUCGUCAAGCAGCCCUUCUCCGAGAUCUUCGCUACCGGCACGUCCACCUUGACCGUCGACGGUGCCAAGAUUGAGAGCGGCAUCAUGACCUACACCCCCGGCGGCUCUGAGAAGGGCCCCCUUUUCCACGUCCCCGGCCUUGGUUGCGCUGUCAGCGACUUCCCCGCCGAGGCCAAGGGCCGCGUCGUCCUUCUGUCUCGCGGCACCUGCGCCUUUGGUCUCAAGUCGCAGAACGCCAAGGCCGCUGGUGCCAUCGGCCUCAUCAUCUACAACAACGUUCCUGGUGGGCUCUCUGCCACCCUUGGCGCGCCUUUCCUCGAAUAUGUUCCCACCGUUGGCAUCAGCCAGGAGGACAGUGUCCCGCUGCUCGCUAAGCUCGAGGCUGGCGAAGUUGAGGUCGACUUUGAUGUUGACGCCAUUGUCGAGAACCGCGUCAACUACAACGUCAUUGCCGAGACCAAGGGCGGUGACCAUGACAACGUCCUCGUCCUCGGAGGCCAUUCCGAUUCUGUUGUUGCUGGUCCCGGUAUCAACGAUGACGGCUCCGGUUCCAUCGGUGUCCUGAACGUUGCCGUCGCCCUGUCCCACUUCAAGGUCAAGAACGCUGUUCGCUUUGCGUGGUGGGGUGCUGAGGAGUACGGCAAGCUUGGCUCGUACUACUACGUCAAGCAGCUUAACAGCUCCGAUACUGAGCUCGCUAAGAUGAGGGCCUACCUCAACUUCGAUAUGAUUGCUUCGCCCAACUACGUCUACGGCAUCUACGAUGGAGAUGGCGGCGCGUUCGGCUUGACCGGCCCCGCUGGCUCUGACGUUAUCGAGAAGGACUUUGAGGAGUUCUACGAGGCCAACGGAGCUGCUCACGUGCCUUCUGAGUUCAGCGGCCGCUCUGAUUACGCCGCUUUCAUCGAGAACGGCAUCCCCUCCGGAGGUCUCUUCACCGGUGCCGAGGUCCCCAAGACCGAGGAGGAACAGCGUCUCUUCGGCGGUGAGGCUGGCGUCGCGUAUGAUGUCAACUACCACAAGGCCGGAGACACCGUAGACAACCUGAACAAGGAGGCCUACCUGCUCAACACCAAGAGCAUUGCCAACUCUGUCGCCAAGUACGCCCUCAGCUUUGAGUCCCUCGGCCCUGUCGACAUGAACCAGAGGCGCUGGGCUGCGGAUCGUGCCCAGUUCACCAAGCGUGAGGGCGCCCACGAGCACACCCACUCCGGCCCUUGCGGCGGCGGCGUUAGCAAAUAA